AGUACUAUACAGGAUGAACGCUGAGCCGAUAGACGCCAUGUGGGCAGCACAAAGGGAGAAAGACGAAGAAAAAGAAGAGAAUUCUCCCGAGUACGAAUUUGCGACGGGAACGACUCUCCAUGGACUAAACAAGAUCGCAGACGCUCCGAACUGGGGGGUUCGUCUCGUAUGGAUCUGCAUUUUCCUGGGAUGUCUUGGAUACUCUUCUUACCUCAUAACGGAAACUCUCUUGGCGUAUUUCUCUUACGACACAGUGACAGACGUGUCUCUCAAGUUUGAGGAAUCUCUGGACUUCCCGGCCGUCACCUUCUGUAACUUCAACAAGUAUGCCUUCAGGAAGGUUGCCGGCAAUCCUAGAAUCAAUGUCUACCUGGAGCCACUGUAUGCCUUCCCAAAGGAGUAUGUCAUAAUUGGACCACCCAUCUACAAAAACGACGGUCCCACGCCGACCCCGACCCCCACGCCCUUCUUCUACGACUUGGCCGGCAUCACGGAGUACGCCGGCUUCCAAUUGAUCGAUGGGCUGGUGGAGUGCUCCUGGAGGGGGGAACGUUGCACCCUUAAGAACUUCACCCGGACGCUGUCGCAGUUCGGCAACUGUUACGUCUUUAACGGCGAUCCGGAGAAGGAAUCCGUAAAGCAGACAGUGUCCGGGUCGGGCAACGGGCUGCAUCUCAUCAUCAAUGUGCUAGCUGUAAGUCUUCGUUCAAAACAAAUCUUAUAA
Branchiostoma floridae (Florida lancelet) is the source of this 724-nucleotide messenger RNA. RefSeq names its product acid-sensing ion channel 5-like. The transcript is spliced from 5 exons. Gene Ontology annotation, molecular function: ligand-gated sodium channel activity. Gene Ontology annotation, biological process: sodium ion transmembrane transport. The record is from RefSeq and is a predicted model, not a curated record. Lineage: Eukaryota; Metazoa; Chordata; Leptocardii; Amphioxiformes; Branchiostomatidae. The coding region runs from base 14 to 724 and encodes 236 amino acids. Gene Ontology annotation, cellular component: membrane.